Messenger RNA from Brettanomyces nanus, 2775 nucleotides. Its product is annotated as plasma membrane H+-ATPase. The coding region runs from base 1 to 2775 and encodes 924 amino acids. Gene Ontology annotation, biological process: regulation of intracellular pH; proton export across plasma membrane. Lineage: Eukaryota; Fungi; Ascomycota; Pichiomycetes; Pichiales; Pichiaceae. Gene Ontology annotation, molecular function: ATP binding; ATP hydrolysis activity; P-type proton-exporting transporter activity. The transcript has 2 exons. The record is from RefSeq and is a predicted model, not a curated record. Gene Ontology annotation, cellular component: plasma membrane.
AUGACUUGUUUGUUUACAAUUAUGUCUUCUACUGACGAAGAAAAAAAGGCCCAGCAAGCUGCUGCUACUGCCGAAAAAGGUGUCGGUUCCGAAAAGAAGAACAGUCCAGAAGGAGGCGAAGAUGAGGACGAAGACAUUGACCAGCUAGUGAUGGAGUUACAAUCUAACCAGGGUUUAGAUGAAGAUGAUGACGAAGAGGAAGAAGAAGGUGAGAAUAAAGCCUCCUUCAAGCCAGUUGCUGAACAUUUCUUACAGACCGAUCCUGCUAUCGGUUUGACUGAGAGUGAAGUUCAGCAGAGAAUUAAGAAAUUCGGCUACAAUGAAAUGUCCGAGGAGAAGCAGAAUUUGUUCGUUAAGUUUUGCGGUUAUUUCGUCGGUCCUAUUCAAUUUGUCAUGGAAGCUGCCGCUUUGUUGGCUCUUGGUCUAGAAGAUUGGGUUGAUUUCGGUGUCAUUUGUGCUUUGCUUUUGCUUAAUGCCGGUGUCGGUUUCAUUCAAGAAUUCCAGGCUGGAUCCAUUGUGGAGGAGUUGAAGAAGACUCUUGCCAAUACUGCUGUUGCUCUCAGAAAUGGUGAGCUCGUUGACAUUGAGGCUAGAUUAGUCAUGCCUGGUGAUAUUUUAAAGAUUGAAGAUGGUACUGUUAUUCCUGCCGAUGGUAAGUUGGUUUCUGAAAACUGCUUCUUGCAGGUCGAUCAGUCUGCCAUUACCGGUGAAUCUUUGGCUGUCGACAAACGUUGUGGCGACCCAACAUUCUCUUCGUCCACUGUUAAGCGUGGUGAAGCUCUUAUGAUUGUUACCGCUACUGGUGAUAACACGUUCGUUGGUAGAGCCGCUUCUUUGGUUAACAAAGCUGCAGGUGGUCAAGGCCAUUUCACUGAGGUGUUGAAUGGUAUUGGUACUAUGCUUUUAAUUUUAGUUAUUGUCACUUUGUUGCUUAUCUGGGUCGCUUGUUUCUACAGGACUUCCAAUAUUGUUAGAAUUCUUAGAUUUACUUUGGCUAUCACCAUUGUUGGUGUGCCCGUUGGUUUGCCUGCUGUCGUUACCACCACUAUGGCUGUUGGUGCUGCUUAUUUGGCCAAAAAGAGAGCUAUUGUUCAAAAAUUGUCUGCCAUUGAGUCUCUUGCUGGCGUUGAGAUCUUGUGUUCAGACAAAACUGGUACUUUAACCAAGAAUAAACUUUCAUUGCACGAACCAUACACAGUCGAGGGUGUUGAGCCUGAUGACUUGAUGCUUACUGCUUGUUUGGCUGCUUCUAGAAAGAAGAAGGGUUUGGAUGCUAUUGAUAAGGCCUUCCUUAAGUCUUUAAUCAGCUACCCUAAAGCUCGGGCUGCCAUGCCUGAGUACAAGGUGUUGGAAUUCCAACCAUUUGAUCCUGUCUCCAAGAAGAUUACUGCUGUUGUCGAAUCUCCAGAGGGCGAACAGAUUGUUUGUGUUAAGGGUGCCCCAUUGUUCGUUUUGAAGACUGUUCAAGAGGACCAUCCAAUUCCGGAGGACGUCUUGGAAGCUUACGAGAACAAGGUCGCUGAAUUUGCUUCUAGAGGUUUUAGAUCUCUUGGUGUUGCUAGAAAGAGAGGUGAAGGCCAUUGGGAAAUUUUGGGUAUCAUGCCAUGUAUGGACCCUCCAAGAGAUGAUACUGCUAAGACUGUUAACGAAGCCAAAAGAUUGGGUUUGAGAAUUAAGAUGUUGACUGGUGAUGCUGUUGGUAUCGCUAAAGAAACCUGUAGACAGUUGGGUCUUGGUACAAACAUCUACGAUGCUGAGAAAUUGGGUCUUGGUGGAGAAGGUGGCGGCGACAUGGUUGGUUCCGAGUUGUAUGAUUUCGUUGAGAACGCCGAUGGUUUUGCCGAAGUGUUCCCUCAACAUAAGUACAACGUUGUUGCUAUUUUGCAAGAGAGAGGUUAUUUGGUUGCUAUGACUGGUGAUGGUGUUAAUGAUGCUCCUUCUUUGAAGAAAGCUGACACUGGUAUUGCCGUCGAAGGAGCUUCCGAUGCCGCCCGUUCUGCUGCUGAUAUUGUCUUCCUUGCCCCAGGUUUGUCUGCCAUUAUCGAUGCCUUGAAGACCUCGAGACAGAUUUUCCAUCGUAUGUACGCCUACGUUGUUUACCGUAUUGCUUUGUCUUUGCACUUGGAAAUUUUCUACGGUUUGUGGGUUGCCAUUUUGGAUGAAAUGAUGGACAUCAACUUGGUUGUUUUCAUUGCCAUUUUCGCCGAUGUGGCUACUCUUGCUAUUGCUUAUGAUAAUGCUCCAUACUCUAUGAAACCUGUCAACUGGGAUUUACCUAGAUUGUGGGGUAUGUCCAUCGUCAUGGGUAUUAUCUUGGCCUUUGGCUCUUGGAUUACCUUGACUACUAUGUUCUUGCCAAAAGGUGGUAUCAUUCAGAACUUCGGUUCUAUUGAUGGUGUCAUGUUCUUGGAAAUUUCUUUGACUGAGAACUGGCUUAUUUUCAUCACUCGUGCUGUUGGUCCAUUCUGGUCUUCAUGUCCAUCGUGGCAAUUGGCCGGUGCUGUGUUAGCAGUCGAUGUUAUUGCCACUUGCUUCUGUUUGUUUGGUUGGUGGUGUCAGAACUGGACAGAUAUUGUUACCGUGGUCAGAGUUUACGUCUGGUCUUUCGGUAUCUUCUCCGUUCUUGGUGGUGCUUAUUACUUGAUGUCUGAAUCUGAAAAAUUCGACAGACUGAUGAACGGCAAACCAUUGAACGACAAGCCUCCUCAAAGAUCCAUUGAGGACUUCAUGGUUGCCAUGAGAAGAGUCUCUACACAGCACGAGAAGUCGUCAUGA